GUUAUUAUUUACUGACAUUUCGAUUCUCGAUUUACGAAAACAAACAUUAAUUUUAGCAUCAAAAAUAAGGAAAUUUCAAUAAAAAUGAUAGCCAGACCAUGGACAGACGACUUACAAAAAUGCCCACACACUUGUGUGGGCCAGUACAUAUCAAGAAUCGGCGUGAAUUCUGAAAAUGAUGACUAUUUGUGCUUCUACGGUCAACUGGAAGAUUCUAGCCCUUGCUUGUACGGUGUGUUUGAGCCACACAAUGGGGUGGAAGCGGCUCGGUUCAUCAUGCAGAGGAUGGCCGUGGAGAUACUGUUCGGACAAAUCACUGCAGAGAGCAGCGAUGAAGAGAUACGAGACAUUUUAAGGAAUGCGUUUGUGGCUGUGGAGAAGGCGUACAUAGAGAACUAUGACGGUAUGAUAGCGGAGAGGACCAGCCUGCAAUACUCACUGCAAACACUGUCUGAGAGUCAGGGUCCUAAAUCCCGAGACAGCAUCCUCGCCCGCCUCAAGGAGAUAGACCAGCAGCUAUCAGCCGGGGCGACGGCGGUGGUGGCGCUCGUGCACAACUCCAAACUGUUCGUGGCCAACGUAGGCGAGGCCAGGGCUCUGCUUUGCAGGACAGAUGAAAACUCGGUGCUAAGAGUGGUGCAGUUAUCUGUGGACCACAGCCUGAAGAAUGAAGACGAACUGCUGAGGUUAAGGCAACUGGGGCUUGAUAUCAAGAAACUAAGGAAUGCGCAAUACCUGGGCAACCAGAGCGGCACCCGUUGUCUCGGCAACUACUUAGUGAAGGGCCUGUACGGAGCGUUCCCGACCCUGCGCGGCGCCGCCGCCGAGCCCGUGCGCGCCGCCGCCGAGCUCGCGCCGCCCGUGCCGCUGAGUAGCCAGGACAGAUUCCUAGUCUUGGUGAGCUCGGGAGUCUACAAGCGCAUUCAAGAAGUGAAAGGAAACAGCGAACAAACAAACAAACAUCUCGCCCAAAUCAUAGUAGAGAACUUCAGAAAACAGACCGAUUUCAAGAAACUAUCCCAAUCUGUUCUGACAGAGAUUGAAGACGAAUUCAACACUUACUGUAUGAACAAUAAUCUAACACCUAAACCUACACACAUGGGUUUGCUUAUAAGGAACUUUAACUUCCCUCUACCAAAUCAGAAAGAAACCUUGACUCAAAGCGAAAAGAACCAAGUUACCAAACAAAAUGCGGUACGAUUUAACCCAAUAGUUCAGUCCAAAUCGACUACGUUGUUGAAUGAAUCCGAUUCACUCGAUGACGAGGUCUGCACUGAAUCGAGUCAGGAAAAAUCGGAAAUUGAUAACGGGAAUCGAAGGACGGAUCCGAAUAGACGAAUUAAGGGUUAUGUCGACUUUUCGUGUUACUAUGAAAACGUUGAGAAGGCUAGAAAGAAUGGGACGUUACCUAGUUUUAUUAAAUAAA
Plutella xylostella (diamondback moth) is the source of this 1426-nucleotide messenger RNA. NCBI's taxonomy places the organism in Eukaryota, Metazoa, Arthropoda, Insecta, Lepidoptera, Plutellidae. The record is from RefSeq and is a predicted model, not a curated record.